UGAGGAAGCCGCGGUGCAGUAGUGAGCUUCAGAACCGGCCUUCCCUCCUUCUACCCGCGCUGCUGAGAGAAAUGAACUGGCGACUUCACUGUAGUGUCCGACCUAUCAUACAGCAUUACCGGAGAAAUAAGCAAGUUAAAUGUAACUAUAAAGGCGUGUAGAUCUUUUCAGUUUCUUUUAGCCCCACCAUCUGCUGCGCCUGCUGCUGCACAUUGUAGACCUGUGGCAGCUCCUCGGCGCGUCGCCAGCAGGGCUGCCGGAGCGGAGAUGGAGAUGCCAGGAAGGAGGCCCAGCGAGCGGAGCCGGAGCCGGGACUGGGACUGGGAUAGCCCAGAAUGCCGAGCCCAGUUAGACAAGGUCUUUUUCCGGGAGCAGGAUUAUAUCCAGGCGGGCAGCUCGGAGCACAGGGAGUUCUGGAUGUUUUUUGAGCGCUUCCAGAGGUUCCAGGAGAAGCAGGAGGUAGCAAGCGGCUCUGAAAGAAGUGAGGAGAAUCGGGAUGACAAAAGCAGGAAGAGGGGUGGAGGGGGGCGUGCGGUUCUGGGCCUGCCCAAGGAAUACAGUCCCCGUUACCGGAUCAACAUCUCAGUGUGCACCAAGGAUGUAGAGGAGAGGCUCAGCGGGACAGGGAAGACGAAGCGGGAUAAGGGAAGCAGGGCAGAACCAGGGAGCCGAGAGGUGAUGUGUUGCCGUUCGGCUCUGCUCCACUUCCUGGACUUCACGCAGAAGCAGAGCUUUGGGAAGUUAGCCAAGCUGUGCCAGGACCAGAGGAGCCUGCCCAUUUUCCUGUACCGGGAGAGGAUUGUGGAGCUAGUGCGGUCCCAUCCUGUGGUCAUAGUGGCGGGUGACACAGGAUGCGGCAAAUCCACGCAGGUACCUCAGUACCUGCUGUCCGCUGGCUUCAGCCACAUCGCCUGCACUCAGCCACGCCGCAUCGCCUGCAUCUCUCUGGCCAAGCGGGUCAGCUUCGAGAGCCUUAACCAGUAUGGCUCCAAGGUAGGCUACCAGAUCCGUUUUGAGUCAACACGUACCCCUGCCACAAAGCUGGUCUUCCUAACGGAGGGCCUGCUGCUACGGCAGAUCCAGCAGGACGGUGUGCUGGACCGGUACCAGGUCCUGAUAGUGGAUGAGGUGCACGAGAGACACUUGCACUGUGACUUCCUUCUGGGCGUCCUCCGCUCUCUGCUGCUCCAGCGCUCCGACCUCAAGCUCAUCCUCAUGUCAGCCACUAUCAACCUCAAGCUCUUCUCCGGAUACUUCAGUGACGCCCCCGUGCUGCAGGUCCCUGGGCGCCUCUUCCCUAUUCAGGUGGUGUACCAGCCCAUCCCCGCAGAGGAGCAGCCAUCCCGGUCGGAGAAACUGGAUCCCAGGCCCUAUCUGCGUGUUCUGCAGGGAAUUGACCAGCGCUAUCCCCCUGAGGAGAGGGGUGACCUUCUGCUCUUCCUGAGUGGUGUGGCAGAGAUCAACACCAUCCUGGAGGCAGUGCAGACCUACGCUUUGCACACCCAUCGCUGGAUUGUCCUGCCUCUGCAUAGUACCCUGUCCCUGGCACAGCAGGACAAGGUGUUUGACAUAGCGCCCCCAGGAGUUCGGAAGUGCAUUAUUUCCACCAACAUCGCUGAGACAUCAGUCACCAUAGAUGGUGUGCGCUUUGUAGUGGACUCGGGGAAAGUGAAGGAGAUGAACUUUGACCCCAAGGCCAAGAUGCAGCGGCUGCAGGAGUUCUGGAUCAGCAGAGCUAGCGCUGAGCAGCGCAAGGGUCGAGCCGGGCGCACUGGGCCUGGCGUCUGCUAUCGCCUGUUUGCCGAAUCGGAUUAUGAUGCUUUUGCACCGUACCCCAUUCCUGAAAUCCACAGAGUGGCCUUGGAUUCCCUUGUGCUCCAGAUGAAGAGUAUGGACCUGGAAGAUCCCCUGUCCUUCCCUUUCAUUGACCCCCCACCUGCUUCCAGCAUCCAGACUGCCUUGCACUAUUUAAAGGAUCAGGGGGCACUGGACAGCCAGGGGCAGCUCACCACCAUUGGCAGUUUGCUGGCACAGUUGCCUGUUGAUGUAGUCAUUGGUAAGAUACUAGUGCUGGGAUGCCUGUUCAGCAUAACAGAGCCUGUGCUGACGGUGGCAGCAGCCCUCAGCGUGCAGUCCCCCUUCCUGCGUAGUGCCCACCACAACCCUGACUGUGCCACCGCGCGGCAGCCUCUCCACAGCAGCCAGGGAGAUCCUUUCACCCUGCUCAACACCUUCAAUGCCUGGGUGCAGGUGAAGGCAGAGAGGGGUGGGGAAUCGCGUAAGUGGUGCCGGAGACGGGGUCUGGAGGAACAGCGGCUCUAUGAGAUGGCGAACCUGCGGCGGCAGUUCAAGGAGCUGCUGCAAAGUCACGGCCUGUUGGUGGUGGAGGAGAGCGCCCCCGCCUGGCAGGACCGGGGGCAGCGCCGGCAGAGGCUGGGCGAGCGCAGGCGCCUGCACCAGCUGAAGAGGGAGCAUGAGACGCGGGAGAGCGGGCGCCGCAAGGUCCUGAGGCUACAAGAGGGCGAGGAGGAGGACAGCCCAGGGUCCUCGGACCAGGAGGAGUGCACAGGGGCAGCUGGGAGAGGGAGGACGGGCAAGGACACCGCGGUCAAGGGCGUCGACAUUCAGGAUGUGAAAUUCCAGCUGCGCCACAGUCUGGAGAAGCUGCAGGAGGCGGCCAGUGCCAGUCAGGACCUGUCCCGACGCCAGCAGGCCCUGCUAAAGCUGGCGCUUUGCCGGGGGCUGUACCCACAGCUGUCCCUGCCUGACGAGCACAACGCCACCCGCAAGGACUCUGAGCAGAUCUUCCACACACGCACCAAACAGAGUGUGGUGAUCCACCCCACCAGCGUCUUUGCCAGUGACCCAGAGGUACUGCAUGUCCCAGAGCAGGACUCCACUGAGACAGGAUCCGAUAAAAGAAAGAGCAGUAAGCACCAGCUCCUGGCCUUUGUCACCCUGCUGGAGACUAACAAGCCUUAUAUAGCCAACUGUGUGCGUGUCCCCGCCCUACAGGCUUUGCUGCUGGUGGCGAACUCAGUGGACACAAAUGCAGACUGCACGCGUGUGGUGGUGGACAGCUGGCUGGAGCUGUGCUUGGAUGAUGGGGGCGCCGCUUUGCGUACUCUCUCCAUGGCUCUGCAGCUACGGCAGGACUGGGAACGCCUCCUACAGGCCCACCUUGGCCACAGUACUGGGAAGGUGGGGGCUUCCGGAGUCCUACGGAAAGAUCUUGAAAGACUGAGCGAUGGCCUGGUCAGGUUCCUGCUCUACACUGAGGUCAGCUAUAGCCUGCGGCGUCUCACAACACUGGAGUCACAGAACCUGUAUAUCGGCCCCCAGACCCAGGAUUGGCUCAAUAAGUCCCUAGAACAAAGCUCACUGUUCCCAAGCACAGAUGUUCGGCCUGACCCCAACAAAGGAGGCCUGUGGGUCACAAGCUUCUUCACAUACAACUGCCUCUGUGAUUCAAAGGACCUGUACAGCGAGUGUCUGCGCACAUUCUGGAGCUGCCCUCACUGUGACCUGUACAUGCCUCUCACACCACUGGAGCGAAUGCACCAUGAGGCCACCUGCAAGCCAGCUGGGGCUGGGGAAGUGAAGCCUGAGGAAGGCAAGCCAGAAGCUAUCGAAAGUAAAGCAGACAGUUCCUCUGCCUCCUCCAGCCUGUCCAGGCUCUAUCACUGUGACGUCUGCAACAAGGACCUCUUGCUCACCUCCACAGAGAUAUUGAAGCACAGGAGACAGCACUAAGCCCAUCAGAAACAGCUUGCUGCUGACACUAGCACAUAAACACAGAAAUCGCAGGCUGGUGUUCCUUCAAGGAGAAAUUAAACCUCUGUGGGUUUUCUAAUGUCUAAUGACAGGAAAUGACAAAGGCCUAAGCCUGAAGAACUACCAAGUGGUUGUUACACUUCACAAUGGUAGGGUACUUUAUCACCUCUUUGGAACUUUAGUCACAGAUGAGAUUAAACAUUUUCUGGGGAGUUAAUGUUUGUUGUAGAUUAAAUAUGUACAUUUGUGUAUGUAUAAGUUAUGUUAAAUAUGUUAUGUUUUAAUAUGUUUCAAUGUUAUGUGAUUAGGAUAGGAAAGAUCCUAUUUUGGGGGAAAGUUGACAGUUGACCUACUAUUUGCAUAACUUUUUUAUCCAGUUGCAGUUAUUCCCUAAGAAUGCAUGAACAGCUUUGUCGGUACCUUAAAUACGUUACCAAUCCAAAUUUUCAAAGCAUAUAAAAUGUAAAUGGCUGAUAUGUCUGCACUUCUAGAAUUUAUGGAUUGCUUUGAAUAUUAUAAAGCAGAAUUGUUUUGUGUAAAUAAACUAAUGUUUGAAUUGUAAAAUAAACACAAUGAAUCAUGGAA
Lepisosteus oculatus (spotted gar) is the source of this 4359-nucleotide messenger RNA. The record is from RefSeq and is a predicted model, not a curated record. Lineage: Eukaryota; Metazoa; Chordata; Actinopteri; Semionotiformes; Lepisosteidae.